GAGAGGGCGGUGUCACAGCCAAGGUGGCCCGGGCUUCUUCCUCACGGGUGCUUAAGCCCUGAUCGUCCGCCUCGUCCCGCGGCUCUGACGCUGAGUAGCUGCCGACGUCGCCGAGGACGGUCUGGCUUUCUGUGCCUUCCGCGGCAGGAUUACUGGUUAAAGGUGCUUGCUGAAAAGCAUGAACUGACUCAUGAAAGUUGUCCUCCACUUCCACACCAACAUGGAACAUGCUCACUCAUGCACCCUCCCUAUAGGGUCAGUGUUGAGAUUAAAACAUACGACAAUGAAGAAAGAGACAGAAUUUGGGGUUUUCAUCUGAAGAAAAUGACAGACAACAACCAAACCUGUGCUGCAGGACAGGCCUCCGUGCCCUACAUGACUUGUUUGAUUCACGUGCUUGAACAGUGGCUGGGUGUGGAACAAUUGGAGGACUAUUUGAAUUUUGCAAGCCAUCUCUUGUGGGUUUUUACCCCACUGAUACUUUUAAUACUUCCUUACUUUACCAUCUUUCUUCUCUACCUUACCGUGGUUUUCCUGCACAUCUAUAAGAGGAAGAAUGUGUUAAAGGAAGCCUACUCUCAUAAUUUAUGGGAUGGCGCAAGGAAAACAGUGGCCACUCUGUGGGAUGGACACGCAGCGGUUUGGCAUGGUUACGAAGUUCACGGGAUGGAAAAGAUACCGGAAGGACCAGCGCUUAUCAUUUUUUACCAUGGAGCAAUUCCCAUAGACUUUUACUACUUCAUGGCUAAGAUUUUCAUCCACAAGGGCAGAACGUGCCGAGUAGUAGCUGACCACUUUGUCUUUAAAAUCCCAGGGUUCAGUUUAUUACUAGACGUAUUUUGUGCUCUUCAUGGGCCAAGAGAAAAAUGUGUUGAAAUCCUGAGGAGUGGCCACUUGCUGGCCAUUUCACCAGGAGGAGUCCGAGAAGCCUUGCUGAGUGAUGAAACCUACAGCAUCAUCUGGGGUAACCGGAAAGGCUUUGCACAGGUCGCCAUUGAUGCGCAAGUGCCCAUUAUUCCUAUGUUUACACAAAAUAUUCGAGAAGGAUUUAGAUCACUUGGAGGAACAAGAUUAUUUAAGUGGCUUUAUGAAAAAUUCCGCUAUCCAUUUGCUCCAAUGUAUGGAGGUUUUCCUGUAAAGUUACGGACCUUCUUAGGUGAUCCCAUUCCAUAUGACCCAAAGAUAACAGCCGAAGAAUUAGCUGAAAAGACCAAGAAUGCCCUUCAGGCUUUGAUUGAUAAGCACCAAAGGAUACCGGGCAACAUCAGGAGUGCUCUGCUGGACCGCUUUCACAGUGAGCAGAAGGCCGAUUGAGAGACAGUGUAAUGAAUCUCUAGUGACGAGCUCACAGCUGCAGUACUGUCUUAAAUUUUUGUAGGUUGUAUAAUAGUGUUUUUAAAGCAUCAUGUUAAUAAGUAUCUUUCUUAGAACUUGUUUAUUUAAAUUUAUAUUGUUAUCCUUGUCCUUUCAAUCAGUUAUGUCAAAUUUAUAAGUAACUCAUCACUUGCCUGACUAUAAAGUGAUCAUGUUGCAUUUGCAAUCUUUAGUCGUAUAUGAUAAGCAUAGAGUCUUAGCAUUAAGUCUUUCUUGAUAAUUAUGUCUGCUGUGCCGAUCUGAUCAUAAGGUGCGCAUGCAUUAGGUGUAUUACUGGCUGAAUUUAGGUGGGAGGUGCCUGUGUCUGUCUGUCUUCAUUCCAUUCACAACUGCGGGUAAGUUGUGGAAUGCUUUCGUACCUCAGGGGCGGUGUAAGCAUGAUAAUAUUGUGGUGAUGAACAUGACUUUGACUUGCUUAUGUCUACUGUGCUAUCUGUGGUGUGAGAGAUAGAACUGAACUGAAUCCUCAAGGAGUUAGGUACAUUUGUUUUUGUCCAUUGGGUGUAACAAUUCCUUCAGGUAUGAUGUCCAGUUGCCAAGCACAUUGAAAGAGCUGCACUGUUUUAUAAAUCAAGACAUUGUUAUUUGUAGUAUUUAUUUACUGAACUCUUUAGUAUUUAUUUAAACAAGUAUCUAAGUAAACAUAUAGUCUAAGAUGUCAGCAUGGUGUUUUAUGGGGUAAGGAUAGAAUCACGGUCACAUUCCGAAGUUCACGUUAGAAGCUGAUUCUAGGCUGACGAAUAAGGAACAGGAAAGCACUGAUUUUGCUUAAUAUUCUGGUUUGUUUUGCUGUGCUCUGCAGCCAGUCAUGUGGCUAACUAUUUCACUAAAAUGUACUUGAGUGAUGAAUUUCUGUAAACAAGGAGCUCUCUGAAAAUGUAAUGGCAUUUGAUUUGUUGUCUCCCUAAAAACUGAUUUUAAAAGUAUUUAAACAGCAAAGUAUCAUAAAUCCUCUGCAGUAUGUCUCUUUCCAUCUUUGUAGUACUUGGGUUUUAUAUGAACUUUUUAAUCACAAGUGUAUAUUUAUGAUAUAUAUAUAAAUAUAUAAAAUGUAUAUAGAAAUGAUGUAAAAAAUAAAGGUGAAUUGCAAAUCA
Messenger RNA from Myodes glareolus (Bank vole), 2468 nucleotides. The record is from RefSeq and is a predicted model, not a curated record. Lineage: Eukaryota; Metazoa; Chordata; Mammalia; Rodentia; Cricetidae.